UUCCAUGCUAGGUCACCCCUAAUGAGGAUCACCCUUCUGAUCUUGACACGUGUCCCUGAAUUCGAUGCUCAACCCAGCUCAUGGAGUCAGCGAAACCCGGUUCUGUUUCCCCCAAAACCCGGCUACAGGCGGGUUUUUAAUUGUAUAGGUUAGGACACGUGUUUUUGUGCCAUUUAUUAUUGAAAUGAAGCUUACUGAACAAUCUUGGUGAUCGGACAAAUCAGAAAUUCUCCUUUUCCGGCUUGCUUUGUAAGAUUUGUCGCAUCGACCCGAAGUUUCACGUUUCAUCUGGUGAAUUUUUACAAGAUCCGUCAUCGGUUUAUAUUGUUCCAACAUUUCAUUGUGUUGAAUGGUAAAAAUCUAGACUGAGUCAACAACUAUUAUAAAUUCUUCGAUUUUUUUUAUUUAUCAUUUACUCUGCAUCUGUGAAUGUUGAUGCUAGCGAAAGGGGAAAAAUCAAACUUUUCGAUCGUGGAGGCCCGGGAUCGAAGCAAAUUUGGGAGGUUAAGCAUGCAGCUGCAAAUUUCGUGAGGAAGGCAAUAGCAUUUCUUACUGUGGCAGAGAUUGGUUGUAUUGAGGUUCCAAUUAUUGUGUUACCCAAGGAAUAUUAGAUGAUGGAUCAUGUUGGUAUUCCUUCAACCUUGCAUCCCGCUUCACCUAUUCCUAUUCAUAAUUCAAAGAGUUUGCUGACAAAAAGACGUCUGACAUAUGAGGAAGUUGAUGCUGUUAAAAAAGGCAGUGAAAUACAGAAGACGCCAAAGAAUAAUUCAGAACUGCUUUUGGAAGAGAAACAAGUGUUACGUUUGGAUCCCCGCCGUUCCCCUCGUUUGGUUGAACAAGGCAAGAAAAUAGAAGAAAAGAAAGCGAAAGAUGAGGAUGAUUAUGCAGCAAAUGAAGCAUCUAGCACUGCCCUUUGUAAAAAUUGUUUAAAAAUUCUGAAUUACGCAACGGCAGAGGAAAAUGCAAAGAGUAAUACCAAUGCCAAACUGAUCUUCUUGAUCAGUUUGUUGAAGGAGAAAGUUGAGAAGUUAGAUAAGAAAAUAGAGAAGCUCUUUGUUAAAGUUGAGACUCGUAAUACGACUCUACAUGAGGAGGUGAUAGAGUGCCUUCGGUCUUACUUUCAGAAGAAGGCAAGCGCAGACCCCAUAAAAUCUGGUGCAGAGAGAGGCAGUAAAGUUGAUGAAGUUGUAGUUGGCAAAAAUAAUGGAGAGUUUGGUGAUGAUGGUGGUGAAUUUGCUCGAUUUGCGAAUAUAGAAGAACUUAUUAAUAUGUGUAGAAAAGUUGAGGCAUAGAAGGGUUUUAAUAAUGUCUUAUGUGGCAAGGAAUGGGUGUUUGAAAUCGAGUGGCUGUGAAGAACUCUAUUCAUCAUCACCCUAUGUAGCCGGAGAUGAGGGCGUGAGCUGGAAUCCCGUGCGAAACACCAUCACAAUUAGCUCCGUGAAGAUGGAGGCCUACGUUGAAGUAUGGUGAAACAAAUUCCCAGCAAUUUUUUGUCUUCUUUUGUUUAGCUUGAACAAGUUAAUAAAAAUCUUUCGUUGUAGGGAGAUCCGUGGGUGCUUACAGGAACCACGGUGACCCAAUGUUCUUCCUGAUGUGUGGAAUCUUUUAUGAAGAGGAUUGAGGAACCUUUUUUUAGUAACUAGAUUAUUUGAACCUCUAUGUUUAGGUUUGUUAUUAUCUGAUGUGUUAUCCACAUCAUGGCUA
Messenger RNA from Salvia miltiorrhiza (redroot sage), 1704 nucleotides. RefSeq lists its product as uncharacterized. The coding region runs from base 612 to 1292 and encodes 226 amino acids. The record is from RefSeq and is a predicted model, not a curated record. The transcript is spliced from 4 exons. Lineage: Eukaryota; Viridiplantae; Streptophyta; Magnoliopsida; Lamiales; Lamiaceae.